This is a messenger RNA of Symbiodinium sp. CCMP2592, 5157 nucleotides long. The record is from the annotation of a GenBank genome assembly. Lineage: Eukaryota; Dinophyceae; Suessiales; Symbiodiniaceae.
AUGCCUCCUACACAACAGCCAGCGACGGCCUCGACCGGGCCGACGACGGCCGAGGGAUCAACGGGAUUUCAGUUACCAUGGGCGGCUAUUCCGAAGUUUAUUCCUGGAACGACAGAUGUGACGGAGUACAGCAGGAAGCUGGAGUUCCUGGCGGCCAUGUGGCCCAAGGAACACUUGAGUUUGCUCGCCCCACGGGCAGCUCUUCAGGUGGAAGGCACGGCCUUCAAGAAGAUCGCCAGUUUACCGCCAGACAAGCUGAAGAGCAGCGAUGAGUCUGGGAUCAAGCUUCUGGUUUCUACUCUGGGUGGAUCCUGCGGAAAGACAGACCUCGAGGCGAAGUAUGACGUGUUCGAGAAGGCCUUGUACGGCACCGUCCAGAAGCAGGAUGAGACGAACGAUAGUUACUUGGCCAGACAUGAUGUUCACUUCGAGGAGCUGUUGUCGCAGAGCGUGACAUUUGAACAGGUACGUGCCUACAUAUUGUUGCGCCAGUCCCAGCUUACUUCAGAGGAUCGGAAGAAGAUCAUUUUGGAGCUUGGCGGAAGCCUAGACUACAAGAAGGUCUGCUCAUCGAUUCGGCUUUUGGGGUCCCGAUUCUUUGCCGAUCUGCAGGGUCAGAGGGUGGUGAAGUCACGGACCUACGAUGCCAAUGUGGUGGAAGAACCUCCGGAGGAAGGCGAGAAGAUGGUUCCGGCUAUGACGGCAAGCGCUGCCGUCGAAGAGGCCGAAGUGGACCUCGAUGAGGGCUUCAUGGAAGCCAUGCUGGCUUCGGAGGACCAAGACGCCUUGCAGGUUCAGGCAUUCGAGGAGGAGUUGGAAAGCUUCUUCCAGGACACUCCUGAGCUUCAAGAGGCCUUGGUGAGCUACAUGGAAGCACGCAAUCGCUUGCUAGCAAAGAAGAAGUCCCGCUUCUGGCCGAUUGGAGGAAGCAAGGGUGCUCCCAAGGGCGGUCGCAGUUUCAAGGGUGGCGGCAAGGGCAAGGGCAAGCAUCGAGAGCAGCUCCUGGCUCGUAUUGCUCGCUCGAACUGUCGGAUCUGCGGGGAAAAAAGACAUUGGAAAGCGGAAUGUCCCCGCCGCAAGGGAAACCCGAGUAGCGAAGCCACCACGACGGUGGCCGAGGCAUUCAUGGAUGUCUCCCAGGUCGCAGAUCAAGCCGUCACUCAGGAGAUUUUGACCAGCUUGCCAGCUGAUGCCUUGACCUUGGAGGAGGCGCUUUGCACGUACAAUCCUGUGGCGACUCUUGCCCAGCAAGCUAGCCAUGUUGAAGCUAUCCUUGAUACGGGUGCAAGCCGUUGCGUGAUGGGCAAGAGUUUGCUUCAGAAGUUCAUUGGCCAGCUGAGUGAUUCCGUUCGUUCCAAGAUUCGGGUGCAGAAGAGUGCCAUUCGCAUGGCGCAGAGCAGUCAAGAUGUCGAGGCGACGACUUCCCGUGCCCCGACAGCCAGUCUCGGCACUCGUUUGGUCAAGCUGCGAGACCCCACCAUGAGUCUCAGCAUGGCCGAGAUCGAGGCACUCAGCCUCGAAAAGCACGGUGCCUUUCUGGUGAACUUUGGUACCAAAAUGAAGGGCCGCACCUUCAUGGACUGCGUGGAGGAAGGUUCCGACUGGACCAAAUGGUUCGUGGAUCACUACCACGACAGUGGCAAACGGGAACACAAGGUGUUCAUCAACUUCGUGGAAAAAUAUGUGAGCCAGGCGGAGCAGCUCGAGGUCGAGCUACGUGGCGAACCUGCCGUGAUCAAGUCGGACAAGCCUCGCAAGACGAGCAUGUUGAGUCAGGCUGCGCCAAAGGCCCGUGCUCGCGAGGACGGUCCCGAGAUCCCUUGGGAAAUGCUGGAGGAGCCUGCGCUCCAGGACCAAGUGGCGACUCUGAACAGUCGCAUGUCCCAGAUGGAGCAAGUGAUGCAGGAAAUGAUUUCAGCCAUCCGCCAGCUGAAUGCGCUGAUGCAAAGUCAGCCCACGCUGUCUGAGCUUCGCAUGUUCCUGCGAAAGGUGCCGUGGCACCUCUUUGCCGAAAGCACUGCCCGGGCCGCCGUGAUUGCCCCGAAUCCCGCGGCGCAAAUGGCUGCCAAUGCUUGUGCUCAGGCCUACCAACAGGCUGAGGAGGCUGCGUGGAAUGUGUACCAAGACUCCAUGUUGACGUAUUCCCAACCUAGUGUUCGAGCGCUAGGUGGCCUGGCCCAGCGCUUCACUCUAGGUGAAGGAGAUCUAGAAACGGCUGAAGGGGAAGGCAUAGCUAGGAAGGCUAGGAGGAAGGAGUCCAGCGCAGCAUCCCCUUCGGCGUCUGUGCAAGCGCCGGAAGUCCUGCCUGAUGCACAGCGGCAGUCCAUUUUUGAGUCAGCCGUGGAGCAUGCUGUCAAGGAGCGGUUUCCUGAUCUUGGGAUUCUUCAGGUUUUUGUGGGAAAGGGAUGUAGACAGCUCCAAUAUCCGCUUGGUGCCCUGCCUCCGACAGACCGCACCACGAUGCCCGGCACCAGCAAGCGAGCCCGGAUUCCUGCCGCCGAGUCCCAAAACCCGACAUGGAAGGAUGGGCGCCUCCACCAGUUCCACUUCAUGGGUCACCCAGAUCCCAAGAAGCUUUCCGAGCACCUGCGCGCCGCUGGCGAAGACAAGCAGCUCGUCGAAGCAGCGUUGGAUUAUCAGUGUGCGGGUUAUCGAGCCUAUGUUGUUCACGUGCUUGACGAAUCCAGCUGCUUCCACCUGGGAACCCCUAAGCUUGUGUAUGUUGACCCAGCCGGGGAAUUUCGAUCGGAAGCCACCUUGGAAGCCUUUCAGCGCCAAAACAUCAAAACCUUUGUCACCGCGGCUGCUUGGCAAAGGGGUCGAGUCGAGCGCCACGGCGAUAUCGUAAAGAGCAUGUUGAGCCGACUAGAUAAAGAAUCCCCAAUCACCAACGAUAGUUCGCUUGAUCAGGCACUUCAUCAGGUCUUCAAUGCUAAGAACGCUUUGGUCCGUCAUAAAGGCUAUGCUCCAGAACAGAUUGUCUUGGGAAGGUCUGUUCGCAUCCCCGGAAGUAUCACUUCCGACGAGGAGUGGAGUUCUCACGCACUGACCGAAGGUGAUGAUCUUGAAGCCGAGGCCCACCGAAGACGAUUGGACCUGCGGUGUAGGGCUCGACAAGCCUUCUUCGAAGCCGACAACUGCCAAACAAUCCGGAGGGCCAUGUUGAGGCGUAGUCAUCCGGUAGGUGGCACGGUCCGGCCAAGGUCAUCUGCCAAGAAGGGUUCCCUGAGGGAGUGGCAGAGCCUCUCGACGUCCGUGUCAAAUUCCGAGACUGUUUCUCGAGUUGGAGGCGCCAGUACCUUUGUUGACCUCACGAUCCCCAAUCCAGAAAUCACCGCGAUACCCAACUCCUCGAUGAAUGCCUCACCCUCAGGAUCUCCCGAACUGGCUGUUUUGUCACCAGUUCCUGUGUCUGGCGCGCCCGCCGCUCAGGGAACUGGAGAAGGCGAUAACGACAUUGCUCAACCCGAGCAAGAGCUUACGCCUCAAGUGAGCAUUCAGACGGAAGCUCCAGUUUCCCUUGAUGCGCCAGAAGUUGAGCGCGAUGCCGCAGCUCCUUCUGAUUCCGUGCAGCCGACCGUAGAGUAUAGUGAACCUGGACAGCUUGAUGCAGCAAGCAUCCCUGUGCCCGACAGUGAGGAGGGUCUUUACACUGAGACAGCCCUGUUAGCUAGUCACCAGUUGGGUGUUCAGGACUCUCAGGGAGAGGAAAUCAUGGAUUUCACAACGCUUCAGACUAGCGACGACUUUCAGGGUCCCCCGCUUGCCGAAGAUAAUUUUCCAUAUGUCGAAGACCUAAAGCGUUGGGCAUCCGAAGCAGCGCCCGAGCAGCUUGAGGUAAAGCUGUUUGAACAGGCAAAGGCUAAAGAGUUGCAAUGCUGGGAACUCCGUCAGCUUCUCCAAAUGAAAGAUGACGAAGUCUGCCAGUUGCUGGGGAAUGCGUACGGGAGAGUUGAUGCUCCUUUGCUGUUCUACAAAGAGCUAUCUAAGCAGCUUGAAGCCCUCGGGUUCAUUAGGCAUCCUCUUGAGCCGUGUGUUUUUCUUCUGUACACCCAAGGGAAGCUAAAUGGCAUUUUGGGAGUUCAUGUUGAUGACGGGGCUUGCGGAGGGGAUGCCGUCUUCCUAGAUAAAAUUCAGACUCUGCAGAAAACCUUGCCCUUCGGUAGCCGAAAGUUUCGAGAUUUCGUGUUCACCGGUAUUCGACUUGAGCAAAUGCCUGAUUUCACGAUCCGUGCCUCACAGGGCGAAUACAUCCGUCAAGUGUUGCCCAUUGAUGUAGGUCGUAAUCGAAGGCAGAACCCAGAAUCCCCGGCCACCGAAGAGGAGCGCUCCAAGCUGCGUGGUUUUGUUGGAAGCGUUCAAUACGCGGUCACCCAUACGAGGCCUGACAUAGCCGCUAAACUAGGGGAAAUCCAAAGCCAAAUCACAACAGCAACUGUGCAGACGCUGCUGACUGCAAAUCGCGUUUUACGGGAGGCCCAAGAGUUCGAUCAGGUCUGCGUACACUUUCUUUCGAUACCGGCAGAUCAGCUAACUUUCGUCUCUUUUGGAGAUGCGUCCUUCGCCUCCUCGAAGAAUCUUAAUUCCCAUCAGGGUGUUCUUGUAUGCGCCACAAAUGGUCAGCUCAGUAAAAACCAGGAAGCCCCAGUGUCUCCUCUUGCUUGGGUUUCUAAGAAAAUACCCCGAGUGGUCCGAUCAACCCUGUCAGCCGAAGCUUACGCGAUGUCAAAGGCCGUUGAUCUUUUGGGAUGGCUCCGUGCACUGUGGGGAGUGGUCCAUGUGCCUCAUUUCGAUUGGCGACAACCUGAAAAGAGCUAUAAGCUGCUGAAUACUGCUCUCGUAGUGACAGACUGCAAAUCCCUCUUUGAUCUCGUGACCAGAUUAGCCAUGCCAUCCUGUGAGGAACAUCGCACGACGUUGGAAGUGCUCUUGAUUAAGCAGCGUUGCGCAGAGAACGCUCAGUUCCGGUGGAUCCCCACCACAUUGCAGGUAGCAGACAGUUUGACUAAGAAUAUGGAUCCAUCCUUGCUUCGGACAGUCCUUGCGCAAGGCCGUUUUCGCUUGUUCGAUACCUCAGAAUCCCUAGCAAGAGAUGCCCAACGCCGGAAAGCCAUUGAGUGGCUCCAACAGCCUUCAGCCGCUUCCUCCCGACCCUAA